Messenger RNA from Podarcis lilfordi (Lilford's wall lizard), 12731 nucleotides. Lineage: Eukaryota; Metazoa; Chordata; Lepidosauria; Squamata; Lacertidae. The record is from the annotation of a GenBank genome assembly.
GAGGAAGAUAAGAAAGAAAAAGAAGAAAGUAAAAACACAAAUGAUGCUGUGAAAAAAGAGACAGAAAACAAUGCAGAGCCAGACCCUAAGCAACAAGGUCAGUAAUGUCUAAUCUAAUCCAUCUAUCUAAAAAAACUAUAUAAUGUACUGAGCAAUAGCAAGGUGUCAUUCAUUACCUUUUUACAUUCAUAAUCAUAUCUGGCUGACAUUAAAUGCAAUUCUGUCAUUGAUCUGGCCUCAUCCACACAAGCACCAGAUGAGGCUGUAAACCAGUGUCUGGGUUGUUCCACUUCAGCUUUUAUUCAGCUUCUAAAAGAUAAUGCUUUUGGUGGGCAUAACACAAACUUUAUCUUCCUUCCUUGUUUACUGCCAGUGUGGUGUAGUGGUUAAGAGCGAUAGACUCGCAAUCUGGGGAACCGGGUUCGCGUCUCCGCUCCUCCACAUGCAGCUGCUGGGUGACCUUGGGCCAGUCACACUUCUUUGAAGUCUCUCAGCCCCACUCACCUCACAGAGUGUUUGUUGUGGGGGAGGAAGGGAAAGGAGAUUGUUAGCCGCUUUGAGACUCCUUUGGGUAGUGAUAAAGCGGGAUAUCAAAUCCAAACUCUUCUUCUUCUUCUUCUUCUUAUUCAAUGUGUGGCAUGAAAACCUUUCUGGGUGCAUUGCUACUGCCUGCUCCAGGAUACUUUUUGCUCAAAGUGUUGAGCACCAAGGAUGGCGCCCAAAAUGCUUUAUUUAGAACAAAUCCAAACCUUAUCAUUAGGCAUGAGAAAAGCCCACCAGAAAUCUACCUCCAAGCCUGGUCUUUAAAGCUCUGUGUAAGACCUGGACUGGAAGUACUCUAGACCCUGAACUAGUACACACAUAAAACAUGGACUGGACUACCCAGCAUUACUUUGAGCACUAUGGCAGCCUGUCUCCAUUUCCAGGGGUAGACUUUGGUCUUUCAAAUUUCAGUGGUACCCUGUGUGAGACCAAAAUUUGUUUCCCCCCCACACCUCUCACCUUCCAUUCUGCUCAGCACACUACAUCACAGCUGCAACGACCAGUGGCACCCCCUGGGCUUGGUGCCCAGUGUGGCGGAACUGGUCGUGCUGCCCUAAAUCCAAAAAUCUGCUGUUUUUGAUGGAUUCCCCCACCAUGGUUCAGGGUCCUAGAGUGAACCAUGGGCACAGUUGCUCCCUUUCCUGCAAUGGGGUUCAUGAAAAGGCCAGGCACUGGAGGAAAGCAGAAUAUUCAGGAGAAAAUGGGGUCAAGUCAGUAUGGCUGCCAACUUUGAUUUACUAGCUUGUGCCUUUAAGCAGCUUUACGUGCAGUUUAUUGUCUGUGCUGAUGUUUGUCUCCAUACCUUGAAAAGCUUCAGAACCCUACUGGAUCAGACCAGUGGUCCAUCUAGUCCUGCAUCAUGUUCCCAUGGUGGCCAAAUGGAUACCUAUGAGAUGCCUGAAAGCAGAACCUGAGCACAACAGCACUCUGCACACCUGCACUUCCAAGCAACUUCUAACAGUGGAGGCAGAACUCAGCCAUCAUGGCAAGCAGUCAUUGAUAGAUUCACCUUUUGGCUCAAGUGCAGAGCAUUGCUUUUAAGGCUAUAGGAACAGACUGGGCUUUUUUUUUAUAUUCUGGUUUGUUGGCAGCCUAAGAACAGGUGGUUAACCCAGGGGAAGGAUCAGAGAGUAACCAGCCAUCAAGCAGAAUCAUUAACUAUUGGAUGAGAGGAAGUCCAAAUUUGCAGCUUUCUAGGCUCAUCAAGAGGGGCGUGGGUUGCGCUGUGGUCUAAACCACAGUGCCUAGGGCUUGCCGAUCAGAAGGUUGGCAGUUCAAAUCCCUGCGCCAGGGUGAGCACCCAUUGUUCGGUCCCAGCUCCUGCCUACCUAGCAGUUCGAAAGCACAUCAAGUGCAAGUAGAUAAAUAGGUACCGCUCCACCGGGAAGGUAAACAGCGUUUUCAUGCACUGCUCUAGUUCGCCAGAAUUGGCUUAGUCAUGCUGGCCACAUGACCUGGAAGCUGUUUGUGGACAAAUGCCGGCUCCUUCAGCUUAUAGAGUGAGAUGAGCGCACAACCCCAGAGUCGUCCACAACUGAACCUAAUGGUCAGGGGUACCUUUACCUUUACCUAGGCUUAUCAACCCCCCCCCCAUUAACUUUGGACAGGCAGCUUCCCUGUAACUCUGAAGAUGCAAGUAAGCUCCCUUUGGGCAAGUGGUGCUAUGGCAUCUCUGUGGCAGUCCACAUGAAAUAGCACACUUGAGACUAAGGUCCUUGCUUCAAGCUUCAACAUACGUUAUACCAGGAACACAGAGGAGGUAGAUUUCUGGUAGACUUCUGAGUGAUCUGCAGGAUAUCACCAAGGAAUUUUGACUCCCACUUGUUUAACAAUAGCAAAAUGGCAGUCCCCUGCCACCCUAGAUUAUGCUGCUGAAAUGAAAGAAGUUCGGGGGUAACCAGAAGUGGAUUUUUGUGUGGAAGGACUGUGAGCUCCAUUCAGUACUGGUAUUCAAAACAAAUUCUCUAAUUCUAAGUGUGAGUUUUCAGCACCAGGCUCCAGCUAAUGAAUUUUGGGGUUCUAGUAAUAGCAAUAGUAGUAGCAGCAGUAGAUUCUAAAAGUUUGAAGUCUGCCCGGUGAUGACUUACAAAAAUACCUAAUUAUUGGGCCAAUUUCAGGGGCCUAAGGCACAGCCUCAUCCAAUUUUACUGCCUGCUAAGGACACUUUAUAAUUACACCCAUUAAAUUUCAGUUCACUCUUGACCUUAACAAUUCUUUAGUGGCAGAAGUUUCAUUCCCUCUGGGGUCCUAUGAAACCAAUAGUGCAGCAGUGCACUCCAAUUUAGGUUUUUAAAAAACUGCAGCAGACCCAAAGCUGAAUUCCAAUAGAUCUUAAUAUUACUGAAUGGUAUUCAUUUAAAUGUUGGACUCCUUACACAGUGCAUGUGAGCUUUGGGAAGCAGCCACACUCCAAACAAACAUUCCUUUUUGUUACACGCAGGCCAGCCUUGAAGCUAUUAUAUGAUUUUAUGUUUGCUGUCUACUUGCAGUCAAAAGAGUCCGGGACUGGAAUUCCCAGCAGUACCAUGACUUAAAAGAAACUCUGCAUGGUUGCUCAUUGCUUUAGUGACAUGUGACGCUAGACGCAUUGUAUUAGUCCCUUUCCCCCCAGGAAACUUUCAUAAAACUAUUUGAGCCAUUCAUUUUGCUACAGUUCUCUUGUAAAUAAAAUGCUUGUAUAAGCAAUCAAUUAUUCCUUGUAUGAGUAAUCAAUUAUGAGACAAAAUCUGAAAUUAACUAACUGUGGCAAUGGAUGAUCAAUUGCAUAAUGUAUCCUGGAUGCUGUGUCCCUCUUCAGAAGCACUACAUCACAUCUUGCCAAUAAAAUGACAUAUAUCCAAAAGCAAGCUUCCUUUGCUUUUUUGAAAGCUGAUUUAAUUUUUUUAGGUGUCUUUUAUAAAAAGGAGAAGGAAAUAGUUAUAAAAAGUGUUCUUAUGCAAUGCAUGUUUUCUCUGAUAUGUUUUCUUAUCACUUUACAAUCAGUAGGGAUGCAUAGGCAAUUUGAUAUACAGAGCACAAUUUUGUACACAAAAGGGACUAAUGAGCAAUCUCAUUUUUUCCAUUAAAUACAUGACUUGAGUACUUGAAACAAAUGAAAUUUCAUCAUCGGUGUCUUAGGGGAUUCAGUCUGGUGCUGAAAAGCAGUAGUAGUAGUAAAUAAAAGUAGUAAAUAACAUUUGUAUACUGUCCUUCAUCUGAAGAUCACAGGGCGGUUCGCAAUAUAGAAGUACAAAUUAGAACCCAAAAUACAUAAUAAAACAAAAACAAACCAGUAACCCCCUCCCACAAACACAAUUUAAAAGCCCAUAGAAUGUUAAUCUGCCAGACACCUGGUUACAGAGAAAUGUUUUCACCUGGUACCUUUACCAGGCAAGUCAAGGCCUGUGUUGCCACCCUCUUGACUUCUUGUGGAGAAGCACACAAGGAAGGGCCUCUGAUUACGAUUGCAGGGUCUUGAUUGGUUCAUAUGGAGAGAGGUGAUUCUUGAGGUAUUGCAGUCCUGCAACAACGAGGAGUUUACCAGCUCAUGGAGGAAAAUUAUGGUUAGAAAAGCAGUUCAAUUGGUAUACCACCUUCUCUCCUGUACCAUCUGGGCUAUGAUACCACCCUUGAAUCUCUGAGGCAAAGGCUCUGGGACAUAUCACAUAGUGAUCUCUGAUCUCAGUCUCAUGUUAUCUGUGGCCCAUUAGCAUUAGGAAUUCACUAUGGGUUCGAUUUUCAGACACCUGCAUAUCUUAGAAAUUUGUCUGUACCAACAUAUUGGCAUCUUUUCACCAAAGCCAGAUUAAAUGUAUUCCCAUCAGAAGUGUUAAAUAGCAGACUGAGAGGUAUCCCUUAUCAAAAUAGGAUCUGUGUAUGCUCUCAGGACGUCGACUGCAUGAGGCAUAUUUUAUUGCAUUACAGACAAUAUGAUCAAGCUAGGGAACUAUUGAUUAAACCACUACUGGCAAAUUGGCUGGGUCAAUCUGAAGCCUACUAUACCAAAUAUCUUCUGGAUGACAAGUCCAAUGAUAUCACAGUGGAUGUGGCAAAGUUUCUUUCAGUAGUCAUACGAAUCAAAAAUCAACAUACCCAUAACUAAACAAAUAAUGCUUUGGUCUCCCUUCCCUGGGGAGGUUGUCUGUACGAAUCUGUAUUUUAUUCUGAAUCCAUGUUAUGGGUUGUUGGACCACAAUAAAGAUUAUUAUUAUUAUUAUUAUUAUUAUUAUUAUUAUUAUUAUUAUUUUAUUAUUAUUAUUUAUUAUUAUUAAUUAUUAAUUAGCAGCAGCAGCUGUCAUAGUCCUAGACCAGGAAUCCUCACAUGGAGAGUCAUCCUACAAUAGCAGCCCCAAGGAAGAGACAGAGCCAUACUCUAGUCUGCUGGCACCUACAUCUCAUCUUCUGAGCCCCUUGAAGAUACCUCUGCCACCACAUUCCUGUAACUGGACCACCAACACCUUGGGGAAUCAAGAGGGUCCUGAGGAGUUUUCCUCCAAGGCAGUCCCAACAGCUCAAAACACCACUGCUUGGAAAGAGCGCGGGAGCAGACACUGGCCCAUUGACCCACCAGAUGAAGUGCUUUGCGGGUGAAGCCACUAACUUGACCACCUAGACCAGACCAUGAAGUUCUGCCAGUUGCUCAGACAUACUGAUGAAAUAAUUUUCUGCCUCAGCUGGAGGGAUACUGUGAUCCCAGACAAGUUCUUUAGUCCCUGUCCAAGGCCCUGACCUCUCCCUGCCUUGCCUUACCUGCUGUUAUGGGACCCUAGGCCUGCUGAUUUCCACCCUAUUGGGUAAUCAUCUCCCCUUAGUGGUGAAUGUAACCAUGGGUCAAGACAAUAGCCAUGAAGUAAAUAUACCUGUGUGUGUUCUAGGUUGGAAGUGGGUAACAUAGAAGAGCUAAUAAGUUAAGCAGAAGAUUAUAAUUUUAUAAAGUCUGAGACACACAGGAGUAAAUGUUUUAUAGAGUGUGCAAUCGUACUGGUGCAGUCAGUUGAAAACUCUUGUUGAUUCCAGCAUUUAUUUCAGUCCAGGACAGCUGUCAGGAAAGAAGACAGUUGAGAAAUUUGGGGAACAAACAGUCAAGAGAAUAGAAAUCUGGCGCUUAGCACUUGUCUGUACUGAUUAUUUAGAUGCACUUAGCCUAUGUUUCUACCAAUUACGUAAUUACUUGUCAGAGAGUUAUGAGCCUCAUGGCAGGAACCUAGCCUACUCAGCUCAACAGAAAAUAGAAAUUCAGAGUUAAGCAGAAAGCAAACGAUCAAGAACUGGGAUAUCCAGAAUAAGAGAAUUGCUGGCAACAAUCCCUAUGUGGUAGAGUUCCAAUAUUUUAAACACACCAAUCUGCAUGUGUUCUAAAAAUGCGGCAGAGAUCUAUGAGAAGCAUAUGCUGCCACUACCCACUACUACCGCCUCCCCUGGUUUGUGAUUCAAGGCAUAUUGGGAAAUGCUUAUAGGAACAGAUGGGAAUCUAAAGGCAAGUGCAAAUUAUUACCUGGCUGCUGGCACCUACUUCAGGAACACCUGGUCCGAUCCUGUAUUGCUGUAGUUUUCUCCUUGUGUUCUCCUACAUUUAUGUCUUUAAAGUAUUUGUCAGGGUCAAAUUCACCAGUUCGUUUUUAUUUUCACUGGUGAUUUGUGAAGUUGAGUUAUUAAUUACUAUUAAAAGGCAGGACCCUGCUCCAAAAAGCUUACAAAAGAAAAAUAUAUACGGUAUGUGGUUUUACUUGUUUUUCAGAUGCACUGUGUGCUAUAUUUGGCACCCCAAACAAAUGCCUCAAAACUGGCUCACAAUUUUUUGUAGCAAUUCACAGUUGAUCUGGUCCAGCUGUACAUACCUAUAUACAUAAAUUGGAUGCAGCUUAUAUGCAUCUAUAUUGGAUCCAGACUGUGAAUAGUCAAUAUGGACCACUAUCAGGCAGCCAUUUUUGUUCCACCACCAUAACCAUGAACACACCAAACAAGCAUAAAAGCCGUCAGUGCGGAUUGGGUGGUUAAGGGAGACAAGAGAGCCCAGACCACAGUCUGCACAGAAGCCUAUAGGUCAAGUAUGUACCAAAAUGUCAUAGAACUAUAGAACUGUAGAGUUGGAAGGGACACCAAGGGUCAUCUGUUCCAAGCCCCUGCGAUAUUAGGGUUGCCAUAUUUUAAAGAGCAAAAAAGAGGACACAUUUGCUGACUUCUACUUUUAACUAUAUGGGACACGAGUGGCACUGUGGGUUAAAUCACAGAGUCAAGGACUUGCCGAUCAGAAGGUCGGCGGUUCAAAUCCCUUAACAGGGUGAGCUCCCGUUGCUCGGUCCCUGCUCCUGCCAACCUAGCAGUUCGAAAGCACGUCAAAAUGCAAGUAGAUAAAUAGGUACCGGUCCGGCGGGAAGGUAAACAGCAUUUCCGUGCGCUGCUCUGGUUCACCAGAAGUGGCUUAGUCAUGCUGGCCGCAUGACCUGGAAGCUGUACGCCGGCUCCCUUGGCCAAUAAAGUGAGAUGAGCGCAGCAACCCCAGAGUCGGCCACGACUGGACCUAAUGGUCAGGGGUCCCUUUAGCUUUAAAGGUAAAGGUACCCCUGCCCGUACGGGCCUGUCUUGACAGACUCUAGGGUUGUGCGCUCAUCUCACUCUAUAGGCCAGGAGCCAGCGCUGUCCGCAGACACUUCCGGGUCACGUGGCCAGCGUGACAAGCUGCAUCUGGCGAGCCAGCGCAGCACACGGAAAUGCCGUUUACCUUUCCACUAGUAAGCGGUCCCUAUUUAUCUACUUGCACCUGGGGGUGCUUUUGAACUGCUAGGUUGGCAGGCGCUGGGACCGAGCAAUGGGAGCGCACCCCGCUGCGGGGAUUCGAACCGCCGACCUGACGAUCGGCAAGUCCUAGGCGCUGAGGUUUUACCCACAGCGCCACCCACGUCCCUCCCUUUAGCUUUACCUUUACUUUUAACUAUGGGUCUCUAUGAUGACUCUACCAAUGAAAAAAAGAGGACCUGUCCUGGAAAAAGAAGACAUAUGGCAACCCUAUGUGCACGGGGUCACUUAGAGACCUGUAAGCAUCUAGAACAAGACAGAGCCUGCAACAUAUUCCUGGAAGCAAAUUUAAAAAAAAAAUCCACUGUGAAAUCUGCUUCACAGGGUACAAACAGCAUGGGAAGAGUCAAUGUAAUUGACAUUGCUACCACAUGGUUCUAAAAUUCAAAGAUACUACUGAGACUUUGACUGUGGCAAAGUGGUUUCCACCCAGCUUGGUUUGGUGUUUGUGUGUGUGUGUGUGUGUGAGAGAGAGAGAGAGAGGACUGAAGCAAAAAGUCUCAAAAAAUAUGGAAGUUGAAGGAUUUUAGAGAUGGCAGAUAGUCUAAUGAAUGCUCAGCAGAGCGAGUAUUUCAGCGUUACAGCUCAGAGAGCAAUGUCAGUCAAUGAAAAGAGUCCUUUGAGUAUCAACUUUAAUUCCUCACCACCUUGUCCUGGACACUCAUCACUUACUCUCCAUUCUUUCAACCAGCCACUAUGCAGACUUCUGGUCUCAGAGAAACAUAUACAUUGUCAUUAAAGAUUAGUCAGAGCUCGGCUUGAUUUGAUAAACUUGCUUCUUGAUAAAUCUUCUUUAGCUUCGAAAGGCUAAAAUGUGGGAAGCUAAUCCUCAUUUCUAAUUGUUGACAUGGAAAUUCUGCUCUAUAUAUAUAUGUGAUUUCCCCUGCUGUCCAUAAAUCUUCUUUGGUCUUUCUAACCCAUGAAAGGGAAUAUUAGAUUACAAUCCAAACAGCAGCAGAUGGAAGGAGAAAAGGGUGAAUCCUGCAUCCUCUCCUGCUUCCAGCACCUAUGAGAGCUGCAUUUGUAUUCUAUCAUCCUCCACACACAGCCAAAGAGACCGAAGGAAAGCAGAAAGCGUGGAAGACAUCAUUCUCAUAGUAAUAGGUAGCUCCUUGUCUCCUCCUUCUCCCAUAAGAGCAAUGGCUGUGAAGUCAGACUUAAUAAACCAGAAAUGAGGAACAUAAUAUUUACAGUCACAUGCUUCUCCAAGCACGGGCUCACAGUCUUUUCUUCUAACUUCCAAACAACUGUAUUUUCCUCUCUUUCCAGAGCUCAGCCUUCUGUAUCUCAGGCCAUACUUUACAGCUCUUCCACUUUUACCUUCUCCUUCAGCUUUGCUCUUUCUUUCAAGCAGACAAGAAGCACUCCAACACUCUAUUCAACUUAGCAGUGUUCACAGUGGAUUCUAAAACACAGUCAUCUUGCUUCACAUAAAAUGGAGUCUCUCCUUUGCUAGAUACAUCUCUGAUGACCAAUGUUAGCCAAUCACAUGAGAAUUACUAGAGUGUUCUCUAUAAUUCAGUUACCAACCAAUCAACUUUAAAGACAUUGCAGUGCAUAGAAGCAUUUACAAUUUGAGUGAAUUCAAUUACUAUAUUUAACAAGCAGCAACUGGAAAUAUGUGUGUGAUUUUUCAAGUAUGACAGAUUCCCCCUCCCUCAGGCCCUCCAAGUGUCCCUAUUUUCCAGGGACAUCCCUGAUUUAGAGUAGCCGUCCCGGUUUCUGAUUUGAUCCUGGAAUGUCCCACUUUUCUUUAGGAUGUCCCUUUUCUCAUUGGAGAAAUAUUGGAGGAUAUGGAGUUAUCCAACCAGUGAGCCAUCCUGUAUAGAGAAGUUUUAAAAAAUGUUUAUUGGGCAACCCAGUAGGAUAUGUGGGAUAUAAAUAGUAAAAUUAUCAUUAUGGAAUGAGAUGUCCUUAUUUUCAUCAGAGAAAUGUUGGAGGGUAUGCUCCCCGCUUCAAAUAACACUAGGUGCAUACUUAAUAUAUUGAUACUUUGCACUGUAUACACUUAGCUGAUUCUCUCCAUUGUUUCCAUAAUACUCAAGAUUCUUCUAAAGACAAUUCAAUCUGAUUUAAUCACCAUUUUCUUCAUUUGCUGUGAGAGGAAAGAACACAAUAAAAUAUUCCUUAAUACAUUUCAUCAGCGUUAAUGUCAGCAAUUAACAUUAGAACUGAUUAGUAAAAUGUAGACAUUUGAUAGUUUCAGAUUGCUUGAAUUCCUAAACAGAAGUAUGUGUAAUUUUGAGAUAUAUGAACAAAUUACUAUACCUUCUAGAUUUAUUUUUUAAAUCCUGUGUUUUUUCCAAGGGACCCAGAGGAACAUUUUUUGGUUCACAACCCACCUAUGAAGCAGGCUAGGCUGUGACAUAAUAGACUUGGCAAAGAGGAGCUUCAUACAUGGACCAUUUGCCACGUCAAAAUCUGGCACUCUACUCACUGUACCACAUCCCCUUCAUAGGAGCCCACAGGAAUUGUUCUAAGAACUUUGCCACAAACAAAGCAUAUUGUACCCAAACUGGCACACACAUAGUGACCUUGACUAGCAUCCAAGCGCCACUUAAGCUGUAAUCCUCCACCCACUUUUCCAGAAAUGAUUAAGAACUUAAUGGGACUUCCUUCCAAGCAAAUGGUGCAUUGGAUUAUGUGGUUCUGACAAUUUCCUUGAGUUUGAGGAGGGGUUUCUCAGGCUGCAUUGCGAAUAAUUGUGGGAAGUGCUGAGAAGCCUGUCAUAUACUUCUUUAGAUAUCAUUCAAUCACUGGAAUUCAAGGUUGUAAACCAAUAUUGACUUGUUACUUAUGGACAUGCAGCAUGGACUAAGUUUUCCCCCCAAGUGUUUUUUGUUUCAAACAACUAUUUUGACUUGGCAACCAAACUCUUUAGGUGUGAAUAAUAGCAAUGGUCAUCAAGGCUUUUUGACUAACAGUGACAAGCUCAUGGCACUUAUUAAGACUAUGUCUGCUUUAGGCAAAGUAUCACAAUGAUAUCACAAUGACGAUGGUACCUAUAUAUUUUUAAGAUUAAAGUUAAAAUACGAAUGAAAAUUAAUUAUAGAAAUUAAUCAUCUCAAGAUAGCUAAAUGUCAUCUUAAAGGACACUUUCUCCGUGACUCAUUUACACACACCCUCAAAUUUGCAUUUCAUACCUAUAUUAACAACUGUUUUGUUUAAGGCUGCUCUACAUGCUUUUUGUGGAAACACAAAUCCAAGAAAAGCAAUGAAAUGCAACAGCAAUUAUUAGUGUGACAAUAAUCAUAUCUCAUAAACGUCACUCUGUCAGUAUGACUAAGUCAUGAUAUACCUGUGGGUGAUAUUCUCAAUUUCACCAUCUCCUAUGAACAUUCAUUUGAAAAGCGGGGGGGGGGGGGACUUCUCCAGGCUCUCUGAGCCCACAGUUUCCAAUCUUAUCUCUCCAAUCUUUUAAACUAAAACUAUUUGAAAAUUCAAAAGUUCCAGAACUAGCCCAGCACCAGGUUUCUUGGAGAAAUGCCAUUUCAUUUUCUUAGGAAAAAAAUAAAGUGAAUAAUAAAUACAUCAGAAUGAGUUCAAGUUUUUAAUAAAAAUAAGAGUUGAUGCUGUUGAAGGGCCACAUCCUAUUGGUUUUCCAGUUAUGCCUGUAAUUGAAGUAGCUAGAAUGUUUAAUUAGGACCAAAUAUAGCCAAGUUCAAAUUCCUAGUCAGUCAUCAGCUUCACUGAGUGACCAUAGCUGCUUAUGCACCACACAUUUAAAGUACAUGACUUCUUCUGAAGAAUCCUAGGAACUGAAGUUAUCCCCCAGAGCUGCCAUUCCCAGCUCCCUUAACAGAUUGUGAUCAGGUGGCCUGCUCACUAAAAGAUGGGCAACCUUUAGGCCCCUGCUCACUAUCUUGCUUGCUCUCCACCUUCUGGUCACUCAUUAUCUUUAAACCUGGCUUGGGAUUUGACUGUCUUUCAAAUAGAGGGUUCCUUCCAACAGAGCACUGCCCUCUACAGUCAAACCUCCAUUUACGUAUCCCUCUGGUUACAUAAACUUCAGGAUGCGCGCACGGCAAACCUUGAAGUAUUUUACCGGGUUUCGCCACGCGCACAUGCGCAGAAGUGGUCCUCAGGUUGCGGAAACCUCGGGAUCCAACCGGACCUCCAGAACGGAUCCCGUCCGCAACCAGAGAUACCACUGUAUUAGCAUUCUUUUGUUGUUGUUGUUUAGUCAUUUAGUCGUGUCCGACUCUUCAUGACCCCAUGGACCAGAGCAUGCCAGGCCCUCCUGUCUUCCACUGCCUCCCGCAGUUUGGUCAAACUCAUGCUGGUAGCUUCGAGAACACUAUCCAACCAUCUCAUCCUCUGCCGUCCCCUUCUCCUUGUGCCCUCCAUCUUUCCCAACAUUAGGGUCUUUUCCAGGGAGUCUUCUCUUCUCAUGAGGUGGCCAGAGUAUUAGAGUCUCAGCUUCACGAUCUGUCCUUCCAGUGAGCACUCAGGGCUGAUUUCCUUAAGAAUGGAUAGGUUUGAUCUUCUUGCAGUCCUUGGGACUCUCAAGAGUCUCCUCCAGCACCAUAAUUCAAAAGCAUCAAUUUUUCGGCAAUCAGCCUUCUUGAUGGUCCAGCUCUCACUUCCAUACAUCACUACUGGGAAAACCUUAGCUUUAACUAUACGGACCUUUGUUGACAAGGUGAUGUCUCUGCUUUUUUAGAUGCUAUCUAGCUUUGUCAUUGCUUUUCUCCCAAGAAGCAGGCGUCUUUUAAUUUUGUGACUGCUGUCACCAUCUGCAGUGAUCAUGGAGCCCAAGAAAGUAAAAUCUCUCACUGCCUCCAGUUCUUCCCCUUCUAUUUGCCAGGAGGUGAUGGGACCAGUGGCCAUGAUCUAAGCUCUAAACCUCUACACUCACUGUGGUUUCACAACGAGCAAAUUGCAGGUACUUCACUACAUCUAUAAAUUGUCUUUCUGGAAAACAGAUAGAAUCUACCAUCAGGUGUACCACGAUCAGUAAUGGAAUGCUACUUCCCCCUUUUCAUACUGGAUCUCUGCCACUUUCCAAUCUGACGGUCUUGUUCCAAGGGCCUGACCUGGAACAGGUCUGCUAGCAUCCAGCUCCUCUCUGAUAUACCUCCUUUGAUUCCUUUGAUUCCUCAGUACCUGUACAGUCCCAGCUAUGAUAUUUUCUAUCACUUUCCUAUCACUCCCUUCUUGGAGUGCCUACUUUGUUUCACCUACCUGGUACUCGAUUUCUAGCCUUGCUUCAACCUGUGUGCCAACAACCACCAUAAGCUUUUCUGACAUCAGCUUUCUGUAAUAAAUGCCUUAACGGUUAUUAUCAACCAUCUGGUUUUAGAUGCAGCAGGGCCUCCAGAAAAAGAACCCGAUCCCCCUCCAGCUGACAAGCCUGCUGAGGCAACACAACAGGAAGAGGCACAGCUGGUCAAGGAGAAAGAAGAGACAGCCAC